This is a messenger RNA of Lichtheimia ornata, 5091 nucleotides long. RefSeq lists its product as uncharacterized. Gene Ontology annotation, molecular function: high voltage-gated calcium channel activity. The record is from RefSeq and is a predicted model, not a curated record. Gene Ontology annotation, biological process: calcium ion import across plasma membrane. Gene Ontology annotation, cellular component: membrane; voltage-gated calcium channel complex. The coding region runs from base 1 to 5091 and encodes 1696 amino acids. The transcript is spliced from 24 exons. Lineage: Eukaryota; Fungi; Mucoromycota; Mucoromycetes; Mucorales; Lichtheimiaceae.
AUGACAAGCGACGAUGACUUGGAAGACGACCACAGUGAAUCGUCCUCUUUAUUACCUCGUCAACAUCAACACAACGCGUACAAUGCUUUGGACAAUGACGACACAGCCACUUCCAGUACAGCUUCACUAUCCCCAGGUCAAGAGACCCCUUCAAAAAGCCUUGGUGUGUUUGGCCCUGAGAUCCGUAGCUAUUUGACUCAGAUACUUUUAUCAAGUUGGAUGGAAACCAUAUUCUUGUUGAUGCUCUUAUCCCAUUGUACGAUUCUACUUGUGGUUGGCAGAGGCACCGAUCCGAAUCCAGAACCUGCAGCAAGAUGGGGUCAAUCCUGGGAUCAAUAUGCGUUGCUAGGCAUCUUUUGUUUCUAUACGGUGCACGUCUUGACGAGGAUUGUCGCCUUUGGAUUUCUAUUUUCUACACCAAGCAACAUGGCAUUCAUGAGGCAUAGUUGGAAUCGAGUUGACCUUGUUUCAGUCAUAUCCUACUGGAUCGAUGUAUGGUUGACUUGCACUGGCAUGGUUAUUACGGAGCAACAGCGCAUCCUUGCAUUCAGAGCCCUGUCGACGCUAAUUCUUUUUCGGCUCUUGCUAGCAACACAAAGCUGCCGCAUUAUCCUACAGAGUCUCAAAAAGGCAGGCCCAUUGCUCGUUACUGUGACAUCGUUUGUCCUUUUCUUUUCCAUCAUCCUCGCCAUCGUGGGUGUACAAUCGUUCAAAGGAUCCUAUCUUCGGAAAUGUGUUUGGCAAGAUCCAAACGAUCCCAGCAACUAUCAAGUGAUGCAACAAUACUGUGGAGGGUAUAUGCAAAAUGGCACCGAGCAACCUUAUCUACUACUCGAUGGUGUUACGCCUGGAAGAUGGGCAAAAGGUUUUACUUGUCAAGAAGGUCUUGUGUGCCGGGAAACAGAGAAUCCUUUUGGAGACACCCUCAGCUUUGACAAUAUCUUUGGAUCGAUGUUGAUUGUGACCAUUACAGCAGGCAGUCAAACAUGGACCGAGCCAAUGUACGACAUGAUGGAUGCCGAAUACGUGUUUGCCAGCAUUUACUUUAUUUUGAUUGUAUUCAUCAUGAAUUUCUGGUUGAUGAAUUUAUUCGUUGCCGUGAUCAAUGAGAUGUUUGCCAAAGUGCGUCAAGAAUCCAAGCGGUCUGCUUUCACCACUACGAGCACAACACCUGUAUUGACCGAAUCGCAAGAAGAAGGGUGGACUAUCUACGGUGGCAUCCCAUCAAACAGUAACGAUACCUUUUUGCGAGAUCUUUGUCGCUUCACCCGACCCUUAUGGCUCUUGGCAAUUGCGGCUGAUUUAAUUGUGAUGGGUUGGAAAAACAAUGACAUGUCCCCAGAGCAGUUGGAGAUCAUCGAUCAAGCCGAACUUGGUUUUACAUUGGCAUUUCUGGUUGAGAUAUCUUUACGAUUCGCUAGCUAUUGGCCACAAUGGCGACGCUUCUUGCGCUACAAGAGGAAUCAAGUGGACUUAUUUAUCGCCAUUAUCACUUGUGCCAUGCGCCUACCUUAUAUCCACAACAACCACUUCCUCUAUUCUUGGCUCACAGGCUUUCAGAUCCUCCGUAUUUAUCGUCUUGUCGUUGCCAUCCCUGGCUUGCGGCGAUUGAGCGCACGUGUUGUUGGUAGUGCUUGGAACUUGAUUACACUUGUCGGCUUCAUUAUACUUGCGACAACGGUGGUGGCCAUCAUGGCUUUCGAGUUACUUGAAGGAGCCAUGAAUGAUAGCGAUGAUGAAAUGCGAUUCUUUUCCAUCUACAACUCGUUUGUUGGUCUUAAUCAGCUUUUCUCGGGAGAAGAUUGGACAACAGUGCUUUAUGGAGCAAUGGAGGCUGGUUCCACAAACAAGUCGGCGGUGAUCCACGCAUUAUUCCUGGUAGUAUGGUUCUUGUCAUCCAAUUCUAUUCUUGUCAACAUGUUCACUGCCGUCUUAAUGGAGAACUUUGAAAUUGAUGAAGAGGAAAAGCGUGCACUACAAGUGAAAGAAUAUGUGGAUCAAAGGGAGCAUCGAAUCAACCACGAUCCUGUCGUCAGCAAAUGGAAUGUGUAUCGAUACUUUAAGCCGCAUCCCAAGCAGUUAAGUGUAUACGAUCUACCCCCUGAUUUGACUCUUCGUACACAAAGAACCAUGGUGAGCGAUUUCAUGCAUGGUAGUCAGGCAGACAUGGAGAAUGGCAAUGGAAGCAACACACAACUAUUGAUGUCACCUGUACGUGAUGAUGGUAUCAUGGGUCGCAUACGCCGUUUCUUCCUUUUCCCUUUUCAGCCCAAACGACAACCAUCAUUGACAGCUACUGCUAUCGAAUAUCACAACCCCAUCCAGCAAUUUCAAGCCAACUAUUAUGGACCCCAACACCAGGCAUUCUCACUUUCACGUUUGCUUGUUCGCAAAGACACCACAGCAGCUAGUCUUGCAGAAACAUUGAUGCAGCAAUCAGAAGAACGUCAACGCCAACGAUGGGAGUUUAUUGCGUCUCACCCAACGUAUGAUAAACCACUUUACAUCUUUUCACGCCAAAAUCGAUUCCGACGCUGGUGCCAAAGCCUUGUUCCACCUAGUCGUGGUGAACGAUUCAAUGGACAACAUCCAUCGCUUUUGGCUAGUUGGAUAUUUUAUUGCAUCAUUGGUGCUGCCAUUAUUACCACCGUGGUGAUGACCAUUUAUGAUUCUCCGGUUUAUCGAUUUUAUUAUGCUAAGAGUGGAUCAGACUUUGACAUCUUUCGAAUUAUGGAUUGGGUGUUUACAGUCAUCUUUACGAUCGAAUUCGUUGUCAAAGUGGUAGCCGAUGGAUUUUUAUUUACACCAAACGCUUAUCUCUUGAAUGGAUGGCAUGUACUCGAUUUGAUCAUCCUCGUCACCUUGUACAUGUCCAACUUGUACGAAUUUGCAGCAUCGACUGGCGUGGAGCGUGGUUUUCGAGCAUUGAAAGCACUUCGAGCAUUGAGAUUGAUCAACCUUUUGAAACCUGCCCGUGACAUGUUUACCGUCAUUAUGGUCAAGGGUCUUCUUUGUGUGGUGGAUGCUGCGUUCUUAUGCUUGUUUUUGGUUGUACCGUUUGCAUUGUACGGCCAAAAUGUAUUCCAAGGAUUGUUUUACGAAUGCAACGAUGAUGGUGCGCCCAACAAAACAUCAUGUAUUCAUGAGACCAUGUUGGGUGUGGAAGCUCCUUUACCGGAUGGCACGGCUAUUCUAGCACCACGCAUAUGGGAAAAUCCAUACGUAUACAGCUUCGACUCUUUCUGGAAAGGUUUAUUGGUGCUUGUGGAAAUUGCAAGUGGAGAAGGAUGGAUUGAUGUAUUACAGCGUGCCAUGGGACUUGCCGGAAAAGAUCUCAACAGCGUUCGUGAUAGCAGCCAAUGGACCGGUGGUGUGUUCUUUAUGGUGUACAAUCUUGUCGGCUCCGUGAUGGUGAUUUCAUUGUUUGUGGGUAUCGUCCUUGAAAACUUUGCGCGUCGUAGUGGCACCGCCUAUUUGACAGCUGAGCAACGACGAUGGUUGGAUCUCAAGAAACAACUCAAAAGGAUGCGACCUCCAAAAAGACCCAAACGACUACCUACUACCGAAUUACGCAAAUGGUGUUAUCGCCGAGUAGUCAACAAAAAGGGGCAUUUUUACCAGUGGAUGAAGGUGGUCAUUGUACUCAACAUCUUGUUUUUAUGCACCGAGUUUUAUCAUGACGACCAAUUUACGAAUAUUCGAUUGUACACCUACAUGGGCUUCCUUAUCGUCUACUGGUUCGAGAUGGCUGUCAAGAUAUUUGCAUUGGGUUGGCCAUCCUACAGUCGCAGUUGGUGGAAUAUGUAUGACCUAGUGAUGGUGCUUGGAUGUACAGCAACAUUGAUUAUGCGCUCCCAACGCAUUGCCGUCGAGACACAAAAGCUUUUCAUGACAGCCUUAUGCUUCAAAUUGGUACCAAGGAGCGAUAGCUUGAACGAACUCUUUACCAUUAUGGCUGCAUCUGCUUCCGAAAUCGUCAAUUCAUUCGGCGUGUGGUUCAUUAUCAUGACCACUUAUGCUAUCAUGUUUAUGCAAGUCUUUGGAUUGACCAAAUAUGGCACUCAGGCAACAACAGAGCAUCUCAACUUUCGAUCGUAUACCAAUGCAAUGAUAUCCCUUGUUCGAUUCUCUACCGGGGAGGAAUGGAAUACAGUGAUGCAUGACUAUGCUGUCAGCUACCCCGAAUGCGUAAUGGCGCCAGAUUAUCUCGGUUCAGAUUGUGGAUCAAGUGGAUGGGCUUAUAUCCUCUUUCUCUCAUUCAACAUCAUCUCCAUGUACAUCUUCACAGCUGUGUUUACUGGUGUCGUGUCCGAUAACUUUUCAUACGUGUAUCAAAUCGCCUCCAAUUAUUCAUUGAAAGUUUGGGCAGAUAUCGAUUUGGAACGCACAGGGUCUAUUAACGAGUGCGAUUACAUGAGAUUUUGGAGGAGACUCGAAGGAAAUUUCAAGGUGCGCAUCUAUGAACCAGAAUUCUCGUAUAAGCGGCUUGCUCGUCAAUAUGUGAUAUGGGAUCGUCGAUCCUCCUCGUCAUCGUCAUCACCUUAUGAAGUUCGUGUGGAUUUGGAUGCCCUCGCUAUCAAGCUGGAUGAACUUGACCCCAAGGAGCUACAUCAUCGAAAACAUGUGCUGGAUAGCCUUUACUGGGAAGCGGCUGUGAUCCAGGCAUCCAAAGGAGAUGUUUCGUUUAAUGACAUGUUACUCAUGAUUGCAAGACGAAAACUUGUGGUACCAGAGGAAGCAUUUCAGUUGGAUGAAUUACUACGUUACCGUAACAGAGAAGAGGUGGUACAAACCCUGAUCAAGAUCAACCGUGUCAAAUGCAUGCUCGAAACAUAUGCAUUGAGGAAAAAGUUUCUACGAUGGCGUCAGCGAGAUAGACCUGUUGAAUUUGACCGCCGAUACUCUCGUCCACAAAAUAUCAUGGCACAGUACAACGUACCCGCAGGCUCUUUACCCACAUCGCCUACAUCACCUGGCGGGCAUUCCAAUGACGGCUGUGGUGAUGCAACGCAGGAAUCGCGUGAACGUGAUCUUUGGCAAGACACGCAUAUUGGAAUUAUUGUAGAGUUGUUACAGGACGAGUUGGAAUGA